Messenger RNA from Lates calcarifer (barramundi perch), 6155 nucleotides. RefSeq names its product ring finger protein 150a (gene rnf150a). NCBI's taxonomy places the organism in Eukaryota, Metazoa, Chordata, Actinopteri, Centropomidae. The record is from RefSeq and is a predicted model, not a curated record. The coding region runs from base 499 to 1785 and encodes 428 amino acids. The transcript is spliced from 7 exons.
UUAUUAAAAAGGUUCAUCAAACUUCAGACACACAAAGAAACAUCCAGGCGCCAGUUUUAUAGCACCUAUCGUGCGCUAUAAUUUAUAAUAAUAAUGUUUGUAUUUGUGUGCCAGAGGUUUAUAUGAUUUAUGACUCUUUUAGUUUCUCCACAUUGCCACGGGGCGUCAGAGGCACCUUGUCCACGCCCGGGUCACGUGUUGGUGAGUGGGGAGCCAAUCCCGAGUGAGGACGGAAAACAGCUGACGGGUGAAUAACAACACACACACACACACACACACAGCUCUCGUCUUUUCCUGCAGGUGGUGGUGUGUAGUGGACUCCCUGCAUGCAGUGCAGUGUACACACUCUUUGGGCGCCUCAUCUAUGAAGGCUGGUGUCUGGCCCUGGCGUUUAUCGAUGCAUUUGUAACUUGUACAUGUAAAAGUGAGGAGGAGGAGGAGGAGGAGGAGGAGGACGCCCGGAGCUCGCCAUCCAUCCCCCCAGCCAGCCGAGCUACAAUGGCACCGUCCCUCAUCCGAGCUUGCCGCAGUCUUGCUCUCUCGACGUGGCUGCUGUCGUUCUGCUUCGUCCACUUGCUGUGUCUGGACUUCACGGUUGCAGAGAAGGAGGAGUGGUACACAGCCUUUGUCAAUAUCACCUAUCUGGACCCCGUCACGUCGGAGGUCAAGACGGAGAAAACCGAGUGCGGGCGCUACGGUGAGCACUCGCCCAAGAAGGAAGCCAGAGGUCUGGUUCUGGUGCCGUCCCUCCCGCAGGACAGACAGGCGUGCGACCCCCACGUCAGGUUCCCCCCGGUCUCUGCCAACACCCCCUGGGUGGCGUUGGUGGCUGCGGGGAAUUGUACCUACAGAGAGAAAAUCCGUAACGUUGCAAACCUCAACGCCUCUGCAGUUGUCAUAUACAAUGUGGGCUCCAGCGGGACCAACGACACCAUAACAAUGCCCCAUCCAGGUACUGGUGAUGUUGUGGCCAUCAUGAUCCCAGAGCCCAAAGGUCGUGAGAUUGUGGCCUUGCUGGACCAGCACAUUCUGGUCACAUUGUACAUCACUAUAGGAACCCGCAACCUGCAGAAGUACGUGAGCAGGACGUCGGUUGUGUUUGUCUCCAUCUCCUUCAUCGUGCUCAUGAUCAUCUCCCUGGCUUGGCUCGUCUUCUACUACAUCCAAAGGUUCCGCUACGCAAAUGCACGAGACCGCAACCAGAGACGCCUCGGAGAUGCUGCCAAAAAAGCCAUCAGCAAGCUUCAAGUGCGCACCAUUAAGAAAGGAGACAAGGAGACUGAGUCUGACUUUGACAACUGUGCAGUUUGCAUUGAAGGUUAUAAACCUAAUGAUGUUGUAAGGAUAUUACCGUGCAGACAUGUCUUCCAUAAACACUGUGUAGACCCUUGGCUACAAGACCACCGGACAUGUCCCAUGUGUAAAAUGAACAUCCUCAAAGCCUUAGGAAUCCCACUCAACGCAGACUGCACAGAUGAGAUUCCUCCAGACUACGAGAUGUCUGUCGGAGGUCCACCCACCAACCCCAUCAGCGGUGCGAGUGAAAUCACAGUUAAUGAGAGCUCGGUGGUGCUGGAUCCAGCAGGCAGGGUGAUAGGCCUGCAGCAGCUCCUUCCUGAUGCAGAGACGGCACUUCAGGGAGGGGAGAGCCACAUCAUCGCCAGCAGUGAGCACCAGCCUCCGCUCAGCAGUGAUUCAGACACUUCUAUCAUCAUGGGCAUCGAGGUAGGCAUGUCUGAAAUAGACCUGUCCACAGAGCAGGAAUGUGACGGGGCCAAAUCCUGAGCCAGACGGGGCUGAGGGAAAAAAAAAGCGUGAAUUACAAGGGAAAGGAGGACGAGAGCAGGACAGGAGUGUUCGGGGGCUUCCAGAGAUUCGCCACAUCUUUGGCCCUUGGAGGAAGUGACCUCAUAGAAGAUGGGCAAAUGCAAUACAAACCCAUAGCAGCACAAAACACCCUGUUCUGUGUGUACUACCUGAAAAAAACAGACUUGUCCCUGUGUCUGUGGACAUGUUGCUUGCUCGUUUUCUUGCAGUCGCACUUCACCAUUUUGUUGGUUUGACAGCCACAGUGACCAGACAGCCAAUCACAGCUCUCGUAUUGUGGUGGUUCAGUUUCCGCUCACGUAAUUUCUCACAUCCUUAAACUUAGCAUCUUAAAUACACAUACAGUAACUGAGAUGUUGAUGGUAUUCACAUGACUGAGACUCCUCACUCUGGCAACCUAAACCUGCUGCUGGACACAAUAUGAGCAUGGGAGCAGCAGGGCCUCUUUAACACCAGAUUGCAUCUUAUGUAAAAUAUAUUUGAUUUCUUGGUAUGAGAUCACUGCCAGCAUAUUCCAGAGGAAAGUUUUAUUGAUGUGAUGGAUAUAUACCACGUGUAGAGCCUAUGUCAGCAAAUUUCUUAGGAGUCCCUAACAGUUGGUGUGAUUUCCCACCAGCAACUUUUCAACUUCAGACUGCAGUAACAUGUUAUUGUCUCUUGAAAACUUGAAGCCUAGGUCUUUAAGUUCAUGCGGCCAUGAGGAGUUGAAACAUAUAUGCACACAUUUAUGCUGUAAUUUCUAAAUGUAACUGUUUCUGUUACUGUUGUGUGUGGAAACACCUUUAUUUUUAACAACUAUUUCACCAACUGAAUAAUCCUGUUUGCUGAGAGGAAAUUAACCAAACACAAGGUAGACAUUUCUGUCCUCACAUUUGACAAUCAUAGCUUUGCCACGAGCAGUUUGAAGUGAUGUCACCCACUGCCCUACUGAAACUGCUGCUGAUUUACAAGUUAUCACAACAACACAAUGUUGGCCCCCGCUGUCUGUCAGGAAGGAAAUGUUUCAUGUUCACACUGCUACUGCUGUACAGCUGGCUGUAGCAGUUGUCACUACCAGAUUCUGGCAGUGUGUACAUACUGUAGAUCAACUUCCUCCUCUUGUGAAGGCAGCUGCUAUAAAUAUGUCAACAAAUCUUAGUGCCAGGUUUAUCAGUAGUAUUUUAAACAAUGUUGCUGUUCAUGUACACUGAUUCCCUUGGCUGUCAGUCGAGCUCGAAUGGCACUAAAUCUGCGCGUGAUUUGACACGGAGGAGAUAACAUGAGGAUGUAGAAUGGCUUAUGUCAUUUGAAAGAGAGACUCUGCAUGGUGAGGAAGGGGGGAACUUUCAUUUGAAAUGGUCAGAGUUUUCAUUUUAGGGAUUUGAUCCUCCAAACAUGAAUUUUUUAUGGCAUGAAAAGCUUAGAGCAUGAAGAUGUUUACAGUUAAGGAAAAUUGAAAACCUUUUUUUUUUUUUUGACUGUGUCUAUACUAAGCUGGCGAAUUUUGGAAAACAAGCACACACCCCAGUGUUUUUAAGGUCUUCACAAAGAUCUCUGUCCACAUUAAAACACCCAAACAACAGAAAACUGGUCGGCAAACAACAAAACUGCAUCACAGGGGACAGUCCAUCUGAGUCUCAGCAGGUAAAACCUCUGUUCUCUUGCCUCCCGCUCUCUGUGAUUACUAAUAUGAAUUUUAACACAAACAAACUCACAAUUUAGCAAUUUCAAUCUUAUAUUUUUAUGUUCCUUGAUUCCUAAAUGUGUGGAUCGAUUGUGCAAAAGACCUGAAGAAGCUCACAGUGGUGAUGAAACAACUGCACAAAGGUUUUGACAAAACAAAAGAAUAAGAGAGCUACAAAAUCUUUAUCAUUUAGCCCCCUCUUUGUGAAGUUAAUUGGCAGUGGAAUGCACCACUUCCUGUUUGUAUAAAAUGAUUACGUAUGUUAAUUUCUUGUUUACGCUAUAACAAUAUGUAUGGAGGUCAUGCCCUGUACAGGUAGUAUGUAGUAUGGAGCGGUGACACAGCGUCAGACUCCCAAGAUGAUGCUGACUGUUAAUUAACAUCACAAUCUGCUGCAGUGUUUUUUUAAAAAACUCUUUUACUCUCAUUGUUCUGUUAUCGUCCUGACACUCACCUUUUUUCUAACUUUUUCAGUCAUGUCACACUGAACAAGUUCAGCAGGAUCUUAUUGCUCGAUUGGACCCAUUUCCUCUCACAUUCCUGUAGACUUGCACACUUAAGAAGCACAGACCCACUGACUCAGUCGAUGGUGCCAGUGGAAAUUUAACUGUUGUAUUUCUCCUCCCUUCACUCACUGUUUCCAUUAUGUCCCAGAGCCACCUGGGACUCUUAUUUAACACACACACACACACACACACACACACACACAGAUGUCCACACUCCCCUUGUUUGGGUUAAUCGUUGAAGGAUGAUUGGAUAUAAGGAGAAAUGUUUCACUCUUUAACGAAAGCUGUGGUUUUAACAGGGGUACAUCGUAGUUCUGUAUGUUCUUAGCUGUAGCUACUUGAUGCUCACAGACUCUACACUCUAGAGAUUAUUAGUCCCUAAAGUAAAAUGUUGGAAUAUUAUUGUUCUGACAGCAGUGUCUCACAGUCUGUAGUUCAUUGUCUGGGAAACGCGCUACACAGGUUUUUAGAUAACCUCACUUUAUAUUCAGCUUCUAGCACAUGCUGACCAGUUCAAUGUGUAACUUACUGUUUGACUGAAGUGUGUGGUAGCAUCAUGGAAGAAUUCAUGAAUGUACUUUUUCAUAUACUUUUAGACAAUGCAGUGAUGCUGUAGUCAUCGGUCUGCUUUAUCUCCAGCUGUACAUCUUUUUUGUGGAUAUGAAUAUGGAGAGAGAGUGUGAUUCUUUCCAGCUCAGUAAAUGCAGCUGCUUAAGUCUCAGUCUGUCUAAUCUCGACCUUUUAAGCCUCUCUGUUUGUUACAUCACAUGAUAAUGAGAUAGCACAAUACAUAAGAUACAGAACACCCAGCAGCAUCAAUAUCUGCUGCUCUCCUCAUCUCUCCCUGCUCCCUCCCACGCUUCAGAUUAACGGGUCUGUCUUCUGUCAUCUUGACUUCUUCUCACAGACACACACAAGCAUAACAACCACUUUCUCCAUCUGACCGUUUGUUUGGUUGGCCAAGCAACAAGAUGAAGCAAAGCACAUUCAUUCUCUGUGCCAGAUCGCUCAGUUCUGGCUGUACUGCCUAAUGAAACGAGUUUGUCUAAAGGUGGGUGACAGCCUUCUUUUUACAGAGCAAAUUAAAAAUUAUGUGAUUAAGCUACAAGAUGAUCUCUCAGUUUUGUCUGUUUACAGUCUUUCAAUAAAAACUCUCUUAGGAAUAAGUAGAAUUCAAAGAGUUUUAAGACACAAAAGACUGCUGCAUGUGAUGACAUUCAAUGCACUUAUGAAGAAAAGAUUGUUGUCCUUAAUUGUACCUGCAACACUUUUUAUGUGUUCCUUCCUUCCUGUUUUAAGUCUCCUGGAAGGAACUUUGUGAUUUGCUACUAAUUCUGGGGAAAAUAGAAAUGUCUUCAAAAUAAAAGCUCUGUUUAAAAUCAAGUAAAUAUUCAGACAUUAUUCAUGUAUUACUUGAAAUGUAAUUUUUUUUCUCCUCAUAUGUUCAUUUAAUUUUGUAUUUAUUUAAUGUAUUAAUGUCUAAAAGUUUUAUCAUGUAUCAACAGGGGAAAAAUGGAAAAUGAGUCAGUUAACCCAGAAGGCUGAUUUUCAUCAGUUGUCUCUGACCAAAUGUUAAUGUUGCAGCCCAUAAACUGAAUUAAACAACAUACCACAGUUUGACACACAGUGUCCACUACAGUACAGAUUUAAAUGGACAAUUUAAUUAUAUGUUUUCCUGUGGAAAAAUUGAAUUGAAGACUGUCUCAGUUGUCCCUAUAACUAGUGCCAAAUUACAUCGCUCUUUUCAGGACAUUUCUUAGAAAAUAUUAGAAAAAUAUUCUGACAUUAUUGACCUGUAAAAUUAAGCAUUACCCAGCAUUGUUCAUUGUAAAGUUUUGUUCUCUUGUCACAUUUCUUUUCCUGUCAUUGUGUAAACCUUCUUAUAUUGCACUUUAUCCCUCCAGUGAAUGAGGAGCGGCUAUAACCGAAAGACUUGAGAAAGUCUUUUUUUAUGUAGAGCUUUUAAGAAAGAGAGCUACAGUAUUGAACAUGACACAUGACCCAGUUGUUGCUUAAUGUAUAAUGUUGUGAUCUUUUAUCUGUGCUGUUGUGUGUGGUGGGGGUCGGGGGGGUGGGGGUGAUACCAUUAUAUUGUACACUAUACCCAGCAGAAAUAACAGCAUUGCUAUUUUGUAAUAUAAAAACAACUGUAAGUAUGA